Molecule: messenger RNA, 971 nt
Organism: Mesocricetus auratus (golden hamster)
Lineage: Eukaryota; Metazoa; Chordata; Mammalia; Rodentia; Cricetidae
Product: cancer/testis antigen 55-like
Exons: 5
Coding region: 192-914 (240 amino acids)
Source: RefSeq, a predicted model, not a curated record
GCUAGAGGGGAAGCUGCCAGCAGCGAGGCAGGUGUCCUCUCCCUGGCUCUCCUGAGGGCCGCCUUUAGCUGUUCACUAAUAUCUCACAGAGGCAGGGGAGGAUAACCGGGCCACAUCCUGAGAGUUAGAAAAGCUGGCCUGGUGAUUCAUCUGUGAGCCUCAGCGUUGCGCAGGCUGGUGGCAAAACCACCAUGAUGAAUCUUCUACGCCUAAUUUCAGCUAUCUUUCGGAGGAGGACGGAGUCUGAAGAAACACUGCAGGAACAACCUCAAGAUAACUCCAAGCUGAAGUCUAUCCAGGGAAUUGUGACCCAUCUCUGUACCGAUUAUGGCUGGAUUAAUGAGACUAUCUUUUUCAAUACUGAAGUGGUGUGUGGUACGGUGCCAGUGGACAUUGGGACAAAUGUUAUUGCUCUUGUGGAAGAAAACGAAAUAUCUCAUGUACUGAAAGCAAUCAAGGUGAAACCCAUGACUAAUUCUAUUUGUGUUGCUGAGAUACCAGACAUCAACAGAAGACUUUGUAUUAGGUGUGUCACUUCAGUAACACAAGACAACAUCUAUAUUAGUCAGGAAACUUGUUUCCCUGUCCAGCUGUUUUCAGGAGGAUUUAAGCCUUUCAAAGGAGAUUUGUUGCUGGUUGAGUAUUCCAUGAAGCCGGGCACUUCAGAUAUGACCAUUCACUCUGUGAGCCCCCUGAACUUGCAGAAUAUGGAUGAGGUCUGUGUGACCAGCAUUGAAGGUAGAACUGGUGUGGUGGAAUCCAACAUCUAUUUCACCUUGGAUUCUCUCCAGAAGCCUACUGAGUAUACACCAGGGCUCUAUGACAUUGUGAAUGUGGUCGCCGUGGACAGCAUUCAGCCACACUGUUCUUGGAGAGCAGUAUCAAUGAUCCCAGUGGAAAUGUGUGUUGACUAAGCCUUGUAAUCAGUUCUCAUUUCCAAGGUUCUGGUUUAAUAAAGUAAUAUGAGCAUG